This is a messenger RNA of Ctenopharyngodon idella (grass carp), 2814 nucleotides long. It is a transcript of the gene mindy1, whose product is annotated as MINDY lysine 48 deubiquitinase 1. NCBI's taxonomy places the organism in Eukaryota, Metazoa, Chordata, Actinopteri, Cypriniformes, Xenocyprididae. Gene Ontology annotation, cellular component: cell periphery; cytosol. The transcript is spliced from 11 exons. The coding region runs from base 729 to 2294 and encodes 521 amino acids. The record is from RefSeq and is a predicted model, not a curated record. Gene Ontology annotation, molecular function: cysteine-type carboxypeptidase activity; cysteine-type deubiquitinase activity; K48-linked deubiquitinase activity. Gene Ontology annotation, biological process: protein K48-linked deubiquitination.
UGAGACAGGCAAAAACAAGAUUACGGAAAGAGUGGCGAGAGAGAGUGAGAAAGAGAGAGAGAGAGAGAGGGUGACGUGCGUGUAUCAACGAACUGGUGGACGGCAAAACCUGUACAAUUUAGCCAGACACCUUCACUGCUUUAUUGUAUUUUACAGUGUAUGUCUUAGGGGCAAAGAAGAACAUGUUUAAAGACCUGCAGAAAGGACGCUAUGAGUUUGUGAUAUUCAACAUUUGACAAAAGAAAACCUUCUUAACCUCCAGAGCUUCACCUUUCAGUGAUCAGAAAGCCUGCCUGUGACUCAGCUCUUCCCAGAAUUAGGCAACUCAACAACAACACUACUAGGCAGAGGUGUGCCGAAAAACUGCCUCUCCAACAGUUUUGUGCUUCAUGACAGUGAUGGAUGUGGCAUGAAAGCAAGGAAGUACCAAGUUUUUAACUGAAGAAGGAAUUGAUAUAAUAUUUCUGGCUUUUUGAAACAAGCGAUUGUUUUUAAGAGACUGCCACAGGUAGAAAUCAAAUACAUCGGACCUGCAGAAAUCCCUCAAGUGCUAAAACUCAGGAAUAUGAAGUAAGUGAAAAUACAAUUUUGGGAAAAAACAAGCAGUCACUGCCAGAUUUUUUUUUAUUUUAUCAGCAACCGAAAAGUUUUUUAAACCGUGUUUGCUGUUUCAACCCAAGUUUAAUUAGCUCCGUUAAUUGUAAGCACACAAUCUCACCUGUCAGGUCAUGGCAGAUUCUUGCCCAGACACCGUUGAUGGUGAGAUUAAAGGCAGUUCUAAGGGACAGCAAUUAAAUACAUCCAAAAAUGACCCGGGUAGACCGCAGGAUAAGGAAAUCAGCCAAAAAGAGGGUGUUACCACCACUGAGCAAUCCUCUGGGAGUAUUUCUCAGCUUAUGAAAGAUGACCUCACACCAUGCAAAGAUCCUCCUACAACCACAGCUUCUCUUGAAGAUGAUGCUAAUGCAGCUCAGCCGGCCUCUGUGACCAGUAAAAGCCAAGACAAAACCGAUGAAUCCGAGAUCAUCAAUAGCCAAUCCUGCACACCCAGCCAGUCAGAGGUGACACCCACUUUCUCAAUGGCAAGUCUGGAAUUCUCCGAGGAGAAUAAUGGGAUACCUCCUGAUGGACUUUUGAUUUCACCCAAAUCCGCUCAGGAUGGAAACCAAGUCCCCUCUCAGGGGAACGAAGGGGUUUGUGCGGGUGCUGCAAGGGCAUUAGAGCCUAGUAUGCCAGCAUAUUAUUUUGUCAAGUGGAUUACCUGGAAAGAGAAGAAGACGGCCAUCAUCACACAGAGUGAGAAUGGACCCUGCCCCCUGAUUGCCAUCAUGAACAUCCUGUUGUUGCGAUGGAAGGUGAAGUUGCCGGCUCAGAUGGAAGUGGUCACCAUAGAAGAGCUGAUGGCUCACCUUGGUGAAUGUGUGCUGUCCAUCAAACCGCGAGAGAAAGCAGAGGGCAUGGAGCUCAAUUUCCAGCAGAACAUGAGCGACGCGAUGGCUGUGCUGCCAAAGUUGUCCACAGGCCUCGAUGUUAAUGUGCGUUUUACAGGUGUGUCUGACUUUGAGUACACGCCUGAGUGCAUCGUCUUUGAUCUGCUUGACAUUCCGCUCUACCACGGCUGGCUUGUUGACCCGCAGAGCCCUGAGGUGGUGUCUGCAGUGGGCAAACUCAGCUACAACCAACUGGUGGAGAAGAUCAUAGAGUUCAAGCACUCGACAGAUAGCAGUCAAGUCAGUGAAGGUUUGAUAGCAGAGCAGUUUUUGGAGUCUACAGCAACCCAGCUGUCGUAUCACGGCCUGUGUGAGCUCAACACCACAGCCAAGGAAGGCGAGCUGUCUGUAUUCUUCAGGAACAACCACUUCAGCACUAUGAUAAAGCACAAGGGUCACCUUUACCUGCUGGUCACAGAUCAGGGUUUCCUGCAGGAGGAGAGUGUUGUGUGGGAGAGUCUCCAUAAUGUGGAGGGGGAUGGGAAUUUCUGUGACUCAGACUUCAGAUUGUGUCACCCAUCCCAGAAACCCCAAGCAGCCAGCCAGCCUUCGGCACAACAGCAGCAAAUGCAGAUCGACCAGGAUUAUCUGGUGGCGAUGUCCCUGCAGCAGGAGCAGGGUGAAGCUCCGGGACCCUUGAGUGAUCUUGAGCUGGCCAGACAACUGCAGCAGGAGGAGUAUCAGCAGCCACAAACACAACAGCACCAACCCUCAGCAGGACAGAUGAGAGGUCAAGCCGCAUCACCCCACGGAGGACAGAGGCGUCGGGAAAAGAAGGAAGACUCUGAUUGUUGUAUUCUUUAAGUCCGAGUCCACUCACCACCAUAACCAGACUCUUUAAAGCCAGUUGAGCUUCAAUUAACAUGUUCUUCUGUACUACUACUGAAACAAGGGGCUUCACUCUUAGCUGACCUGUCGUCCCAAUGCCAAGCCUGCCUUUACAGUACAGUUGUCCCCCCUGUUUUUGCCUUUCCUUUAUCCUCAUGGUUGAAACUGUUGCUCAUCAUUGUCUACAGGACCAAAUAAAGGUAGCAAUUGUUUCUAAGCACUAAUGAGCAUUUGUUUGAGUGCUAGUAUGGAGCUCCUAACUAUGCCCUUGAAGACUGUAUUGGUAAAUAAUCAGGUAUUGUAAUAAGAAUUUAAUAUUACACUGAAAUGCUACUGACUCAAUUUGAUCUGUACAUAGUUACUUGUCAUCAGCUUUUCAUCCAAAGUGAUGUACAGUACAUUAAGUACACAGUGCUUUGAUUCGCUCAGCACACCGUGGAGCUCCAAGUAUUCUGUAAGCUGAGCUAAUAAAAGCCACUUCUGUGUUAACAGGAAA